AUGUCAGGUACGGCUCGCAGUACCACGGUCUGGGAUGUAGCUGCUCUUCGCGUAUCCUCCCUCAACGGCACCGACCCUACGCCGAGCUAUGCUCGUGUGUCGUCUCUGAAAGAUACAUUUGGCACACGUGCGAUGCCGAUCAAUCUUGGCACCCCAGAGGACUUGGGCCUACCUACGUCGCUGGCUGCCGAGAUGGGCCCCAACGUACCUGCCCCAUCGAGUCAGAUUACGCAACGGAAUCGUCGAGAUGCCUUGGACAACGCGGAUACCGCCUUGGUACUCCGGCAAGAUACUCUGGCACCCAUCACUCAUGACCUGGAAGGUUUAUCCUAUGCCACUAUCCAGCUUCGGCGCCAGCGACGCGUCGUAGGCGGGACUAUUGAACGACAAUCGCCCUACUGGAUACCUUCUCAGGCUCUCGAGCGCCAAGACCCGCUCAUUCCCUCCAUACGUACAGACGGCCCCUCUCGUGCGCGAAUCCCAUUGUACGGCGCGGAGAUGGAACGUAGCAUGGCGAAACUCCUUCGAGGCACGCUGAAAGUCCGGCCAAAUCGCCCGCCUGCAUCAAACGACGACGAGGAAGAGCUAGCAGAGGACUCUUUGGCCACGCCAGAAGCAAGGCAAGCUACGCUGCGGCGCCUGGCCAUGCAAGUCCUGCCUGUUAGUGCACAAUGGACAGAAGAGAGCGAGCGUGAUUAUAUCGCAGGCGAGUAUGGCUGGAUCUAUGCCCCAGAACGAGAUUCCCGACUACCUGCCAGCUCCUUUUUGCAAGCUUUGCAUUACUAUGCAGCACAGCUGUAUCAAGCACACAGCCUUCUCUCUCCAGCCUUGCCGGAAGCAUGCCCCAGCGAUCAAAGUCCCGAGGCGUGUAUAGCACUUCGCGAUGCUGUAUAUGUGCCUGAUGUGAGCAUGACGGCGGAUUCGGAGCUAUUUGCGUACUGGGCUCGGCAUUCCAUGGGGUGGUCUCGUUCCAUGGCGUUGCAUUUCGAUGCCAGUGCCCUUGUGGCUCUUGGCACAUUGGUACAGCGCCAUAUUGCUGCUGUACCCUCGUCACCGAUCACAUCGACGCGGCCGCCACAAAAACGAUCACUGUACGCAGCAUGGGCAAAAGAACGGCGUCGGCCGCCCAAACGACGUAGACGUGAGGCCGAUGUGGAUGCCUACUGCGCACAGUUCAAGGAGGCAGCAUCGGGGGAGGCGAGGCCGGCGCCGCCUACGGCGUCUGUGUCAUGGGUCAAUCGACAUUGGUAUUUAUAA
This is a messenger RNA of Malassezia pachydermatis, 1257 nucleotides long. RefSeq lists its product as hypothetical. NCBI's taxonomy places the organism in Eukaryota, Fungi, Basidiomycota, Malasseziomycetes, Malasseziales, Malasseziaceae. The record is from RefSeq and is a predicted model, not a curated record. The coding region runs from base 1 to 1257 and encodes 418 amino acids. The transcript has 3 exons.